AUGUUCUCCGGCUUCAUCUACCUUCUCCUGGCCCUCUCCCAGAUUCCCCCACUUUUUGGUGAGGUUAUCGAUGUGGACCGCUUCUUCCUGUCGUUGCCCUUCCAGAUGGCCCCCGAUCAGCAUUCACAAUAUUUUAUUCGGAUAGCAUUAAAAUGGACGAACCCAGAGGACAAGAGUUGCAUCGGGCAGCAGCAGAGUUUUGUGCAUGCGACAUGCCGACCCCCGGGUCCCUGUGCUACACAGAUGAAGUUUGAAAUUGGCUACGGGGCCGACCCGCCUCAUCUCGUCGUUAACGACCGGUUUUUGAUCAACAAUGGCCCCAGCUCCCAAAAGGUCCCACUCGGCCUCGGCCGUUCCGAUUCCUUCCAAAUACAAUACAAUCGACGAGGAGCGGGCGAGCGUAUCUUCUAUUCAUUCAAUGGCCAUCCGCUCAAUACCAUGGAUCCCGUUGAAGAAAAUUUCGUCGCCUUUGCCCAGGCGCAGCCGAAGUUUGACGAUUGGGAAAGCGUCAAGCUUACGAUGGGCAUCUCGAACUACGUGCAGCUGAACAACAACUGGCAACCGGAAGACGAGGUCCGGGUCAGCAUCUACCGAGAAGCGCCGCCCAAAAUGGACCAGGGGUUCGGCGUCGUGCUGGCGACGCUGGAGAACCGGGUUUUUGGCCGCCAACUCUCACCAGCAUCCCGCUCUAGCAAAAACCCGCGGCAUAUGGCUUAUCAAUUUGAAGACGAGGAUGAACCCCUGCUAAAGGCCACUAUUGCCAACGAGGAGACGCAAAAUCUGCAAUGGGCCCUCGACAGUGCACGGCUACAUAGUAAAGAGUGCGAGACGCAAAAGCUGGAAUGUCUUGGCCCAAGGGCCCACUCGGCGGCCUGUAGCCGAUCUCAACCGGCUCCUCGUCUCCUCUUUGUUGGCACCUAUCUACCCAACCCUGACGAUCCCCGAAAUGCGGCCGCCUUCUCGGUGCGCUACCAUUUACACAGCACGACGCGCGGCCCGGCGAGCGCGUCGCCGCUGGUCCGCUACCCGCUCACCUGGACGCCGCGCGAGGUCGACGCUUAUGGCCGUAGCCCU
Messenger RNA from Mesorhabditis spiculigera, 1074 nucleotides. The record is from the annotation of a GenBank genome assembly. Lineage: Eukaryota; Metazoa; Nematoda; Chromadorea; Rhabditida; Rhabditidae.